Toxotes jaculatrix (banded archerfish) is the source of this 1545-nucleotide messenger RNA. RefSeq names its product catechol-O-methyltransferase a (gene comta). The coding region runs from base 382 to 1269 and encodes 295 amino acids. Gene Ontology annotation, biological process: dopamine metabolic process; developmental process; catecholamine catabolic process. The transcript is spliced from 8 exons. NCBI's taxonomy places the organism in Eukaryota, Metazoa, Chordata, Actinopteri, Toxotidae. Gene Ontology annotation, molecular function: catechol O-methyltransferase activity. The record is from RefSeq and is a predicted model, not a curated record.
CAGGACCACAGACAGACAGCUGGAAGACAAGAGGGGCAGAGGACUGAAGGAGCAGAGGAGGACGAAGGAAGCCACAGAGGACACACAGACCUUCACAACAACAGCUGAGUGUGAGUGGAGUCAGUUCACCGAGGGAAGCAGCAGAGAUUAGUCUGAACCUACAACUGCCACAAAUACAAAGACGCAAGAGUCGUGAUCUACCUGAGAGAGGGGGACAGUUAAAUAACACACAGCUUCUUUAUCAGUUUAAGACUCUGUCCUCACCUGUCCUCACCUGUCCAGGUCCUGGUCCUCUCAGUUCGUAUUUACAUUCCACAACUCGCUGUAAGUUGAUGUGAAGUGGAGUCAGGUGGACUCUGUGCAGGACGCUGUUCCUGGAGUAUGUCUGUGCUCGCAGCGUCAGUGAUCCUGCUGGGUCUGUAUAUUUUGUGUCGCUGUCUGAUUCCCCGGUUGGUUCGGUCUAAUUCCACUCUGGCUUUGCUUUGGUACGACGUCAUGCUGGAAAUGACCUUUGACCUCCUGACACAAACAACAAGACCUCAGCGCCUCCUGCAGGCCGUCAGUAUAAAUGCAGUGAAAGGAGACCCGGACAGCGUCAUCACCGCCAUCGACCACUUCUGUAAACACACAGAGUGGGCGAUGAACGUAGGAGACGAGAAAGGAGCCAUCUUGGACGCUGUUGUCAUAGAAAGGUCUCCGGCCACAGUGCUGGAGUUGGGGACGUACUGUGGAUACUCUGCUGUCCGCAUCACCAGACUGUUGCCCCCAGCAACAAGGCUGAUUACCGUGGAGAUGAACCCUGAGUACGCUCAUGUGGCUCGACAGGUCAUUGAACAUGCAGGACUGCAGGACAAGGUGUGUGUGCUGGAAGGGCUCUCAGCUGACCUCAUUCCCAAGAUGGCCGACAUGUUCGGGAUCCAUUCGUUUGACUUCGUUUUCCUCGACCACUGGAAGGACCGCUACUUGCCGGACAUCAGGCUGCUGGAGGACUGCAGUCUGCUGGCCCAGGGGUCGGUGGUUCUGGCUGAUAACGUGGUCUGUCCCGGAGCUCCAGACUACCUGGACUACAUCAGAUCCAGCCUGAAUUACAGCAGCAGGUUCUACCAGGCGCACCUGGAGUACACCAGAGUCCUGGACGGACUGGAGAGGUCAGAGUACCUCGGUCACAGACAGGGAGAGACACAGGUGCUCAGGGAUACACAUCAGCAGAGAGACAGACAGGUAAACAGACGGGGAGUGACAGGUAGACAGAGAAAGAGACAGACAUAGAGAGAAACACACAGGGAGACAGACAUGGACAGUGUACCAGUUUCACCUGAUGACAGAGGCAGUGUGGUUUUCGUCCUCAGGCCAGUUUGUCCAGAUGUUGAAGCAGGAAUCAGGAUGAAGUAACUGCUGCUCGUCAUAGUUUACAUGUUGUUUCUGACACGUAUGUAAAUGGUUCAGCCACACGUGGCCUCACAGUUUUUUAUUUUCUUUAACCCAAACACUGUUAGUCUGCUCCUAACCUUAAUCUGGGGUUUAGUUUCCUAAGCAUGAACAAGA